AUGUCGGAGCCAUUUCAGUGGACUCCGGAGCAGGUCGGCUUUUACAGCGGAUUCGGUAACUUUGUCAUGGCUAUCUCUUCGCUGAUCCUCACGCUGAUCACCGUAUGGUUAAUGCGUUCCAAGCCGAGUCCCAGCGAUGUCCGCUCCAGCUCCAUAGUCCAAAGCCUAUCCGGAUCAAAUGUAGCCUUAUUGGAUGCGAACGACCCACCGGACCCUCCAGCUGGGAGGGUGGAGACUACUUCACCAUACGAUUUACCGAGUUGGCUCGUUCUGCGGUCACGUCGCCGCAUGCUGAUCUACACGUCAUGUGGCCUGUCUUUGCUCACUCUGAGCAAACUGGUGAUGGGCUCUUCAUUCAAACUGCGUCCCCCUUGGUGUCAUGUGGCCGUUCUUGUCGCUCUCUUCAUCAGUUUCGCCAGAGGGGCGAUUACCUCGACCCUCAAGUCUUUCUUGUCAUCGGUACAUUCACCCGAAGGACAGGGCCGGUUAUUCUCUCUUGUUGGUGUCGCGGAAUACUGCGGCAUGUUGGUCGGUUUGCCUGGUUUCGCUGGGCUCUACGGAGUCACUGUAUCCGUUUGUCCCGGUGCCGUCUACUUCUUCUCCGCCGGUCUGAUCCUGGUCACCGUGGCUCUAACUUUGUGA
Molecule: messenger RNA, 642 nt
Organism: Dicrocoelium dendriticum
Lineage: Eukaryota; Metazoa; Platyhelminthes; Trematoda; Plagiorchiida; Dicrocoeliidae
Source: the annotation of a GenBank genome assembly